This is a messenger RNA of Zychaea mexicana, 468 nucleotides long. Its product is annotated as mRNA splicing factor. The record is from RefSeq and is a predicted model, not a curated record. Bases 1 to 468 code for a protein of 155 amino acids. Gene Ontology annotation, cellular component: post-mRNA release spliceosomal complex; U2-type spliceosomal complex. Lineage: Eukaryota; Fungi; Mucoromycota; Mucoromycetes; Mucorales; Lichtheimiaceae. The transcript is spliced from 4 exons.
AUGGAAAAAGAAGCACUCAAUCGAAAAGAACGUCUAGCAGCAUUACGAAAACGGAAAACAGGAUCUGAAUCAAAUCAAGCUGCUGAAACAGCCGAAAAGAAUCUGUCAUUUCGAAGCUAUACACCAACCGAUGAAAACUUGAAACAACACACAAACGUUGCAACCCCAUCCGACAUUGGCGAAACAGUUGAAUCCGAAACCAAAGAUUACACAAAGAAGGCAUUAGCAGCAGCUGCCGAACAAGAUAAGGAAGAAGUGGACCUAUUCAAUUUGCAACCAAAAAAACCAAACUGGGAUCUAAAACGCGACGUACAGAAAAAGUUGGACAAGUUGGAUAGAAAGACACAAAGAGCUAUUCUCGAAAUUAUACGCGAACGUCUGGUGAACGAAGGGGAUAAAGAGGGAAAUCUUGCAGAUGCCGUUGCAAACGCAGAAAAACAACAAAAACUCGACGUAGAGGACGAUUAG